CCCGAUCACCGAUGUUCCGGAUCUCAUGCAGGAAAUAACGGAAUUAACGGGAGUCGAGAUAGCCAAAAGCAUCGAUGACCCUGAAACAGACGCUGAAAUUAAAGAAACCGAAAUGAUCACUCCAGCAGAAUCACAGAUGAUCGCUAUCGUCUUUUCGGUCCGAACUAGCAGUUCAAUGUUUUCCAGCGUCCACAACAGGCGACCGCGAAGAUUGGAAUGGAUUGACACGCCUCUGAGCUCGGAAAAUAAUACGAUAAUCGCCAUUCCCAAUCAUGUCCCCAAGGAUGUCCGAGAAUCCCUAAUUAAUGUAUUGCAUGGCUAUGCUGACGUGUUGAGUAUGGAUGACAUCGAUAUUGGGCUAUCUACUGUAAUUGAGCACGCGAUCCUUACGGGGAAUCAUCCACUUAUUAGUUGUGCUCUGUAUCGAUACCCACCGGCGCAGAGAGCCGCUGCGUUAAAAAAAAACAAGGAAUUCGAGGCUAAUGGUUGGAUUGAGCCCGCUAUCCGACCAUGGUCAUUUCCAGUAGUGAUUGUGCCAAAGAAAGCAGGAGGAAUUCGCUUCUGCAUUGAUUACCGAAAACGGAACGAUAUCACGAUUAAAGAUGUGUAUCCUCUUCCUCGGAUUGAUGAAUUGUUGGAUGCUAUUGGUGACGCUCGAUUCUUUAGCAAAUUUGAUAUUCGACACGGAUUCCACCAUCUUCUGGUUCGAAAAGAAGACCGCCCGGAAACGGCGUUCAUUCUUUUCGAAGGAACUUGGCAAUGGGUCAGAUGUCCGAUGGGGAUUUGCAAUGCCCCAGGCACGUUCCAGCGCGCGAUGAACAUGGCCUUCCAGAAUUUCAUGCGAAAAACGCGGCUGGCGCAAAGCAUAAUCAAUUAUUGUGUGAUUGUGUAUAUGGAUGAGAUCCUUGUGUUCUCCACUUCCUAUGAGGGACACGUGCAGCACAUUGAAUGGGCACUACACGCGCUCAAGGACGCAGGGUUCAAGGUGGCGGUUGAAAAAUGCCAGUUUUUUCUCACAGAGAUCUCCUUCCUCGGCCAUGUCGUCACGAGCCAGGGGUUGCAGCCAGAUCCCCAGAAGGUGACAACGGUGAAAGACGCGCUUGUACCGAUUUCUAUAACGCAGGUCCGCGCUUCUUUGGGUUUGGCGUCGUACUAUCGAAGGUUCGUCAAGGGAUUUGCAGCGAUCGUGGGACCACUCACGAAUCUCCUGAAAAAGGAUCAACCGUUGAUGUGGACCCCGCAGUGCGAUCGGGCUUUCGAAGAACUCAAGGCGGCCCUGAUUUCGGCCCCAGUUCUUAUAAGGCCGAACCUAGGGAAGCCCUUUGUUCUCAUAACCGAUUGGCAGCCGGAGGCGAUUUCCGCAAUCUUGGCUCAGGUGGGACUCGACGGUCUCGAACAUGUGGUGGAAUACGCAUCUAAGACGGUGCCGACCUACAAGCGCAACUACGCGGCCCCGACGGGAGAGUGUUACGCAGCCUUAUGGGGGAUCAGCCACUUCCGAGCAUAUCUGUAUGGUCGAAAGUUUACAUUGGUAACCGAUCACGAGCCGCUGUUGGCGCUGAAGAAAUCCAAGGAUUACUCGGGCAUGAUCGGACGAUGGGCCACCAUCCUGCAGAGCAUGGAUUUUGACAUCCAUCAUCGGAAGCACGAAAGGCACGGGAAUGCUGACGGAUUGACACGACUGCACCGACCCGAGAAGGUCCUUAAGAGCGAAGAAGUGAUUCCGUGGAACGAGCCGGAGGAGGAAAGCCAGAGCGACGACAGUCCCGCUCCGCACAUCGUCACGCGAACAUUGGCGUCGUAUCUCCAGUGGACCGCUUGCUUGGAGGAACCUGGGAGUGAUAGCACUCUGCCAUCACGACAGGAAUACUUGAAGCCGUACGGGAUCAUCGAUCACGCCUUCUAUCCGAAGGAGCCUGAGGCGCUUGAAGGAGAAGAGGAAGUCGUUGAAGAAGAGGGCGACGCCGGCGAAGAAACAUCGGAGGAGGGGAGUUAUAGUGAGUACAGCGAAGGGGAGCAGAGUGAGGAGGAGGAGGAGCUAGAAGAAGAAGACGAAGAGGAGGAAGCCGGAUCAGAGUGGGAGGACUUGCCGGAAGAAGCGGCAUGCACAGGCACGGAAGCGGAAGAUCCCGCGGCGGCACGUAGAAGGGAAGAGAUCGCCGCCGAGAAAAACCAGCUGGAGAUCGCCAGCGGGGCAAGCUUGUGCAUCAACGACGAUCUGACCAGGGAUCCAGAGCCCCCCGAGCCCAAGGAUGGCGGAUCAGCAACCGCGGCUCCGAGUGCAUCGCGGUGGAGACGGAGUCGAUCCCCCUCCCCCUCCCCCCCAACCCGUCCCCCAGUUCGUCUACGUACCGAUGCGGGGAAUCCGCCUUCGUCCCCGGUCAUUAUCCCGCCGUCCCCUUGAUUACCUUACCCUCUCCCAGAUCUCUACCCCCGUCACCUUUCCUUGCAACCCCUUUCCUCCCAAUACUUUCGAGCACUUCUACUCCACCCGUCUCGCCGUCACCAUCCAUCCGAGCCCCUCCCUUCAAGCCGCGAACCCCAAGUUCUGUCUACACGUCCUCUUGUUCAGUGUCGCGAGGCGGCAGAAUAACGCAGUAGAAGUCUACUGCCUAAUCACGGGGACCAUCCCUGCAUGUCCCCAUCAUGAGCUGUUUUGCGCGGCACUCUUUCGCACCUUCUCCACCUUUUAUCCUGACUACCUCGCCUCCCUACCCCACAGCGGCGAUCGGUUUCCUCGUUUCCACAGGAUCAUCCGCUACGAGGAGCUCCCUAUCACAGAGGAAGGGAUCAAUCGAUACCUGCCCCCACCCCCUCCCCUCCCUCCCCGUGAACACCCCCCCAUUUAUCGUAUCUACUUUCCCAUUCCCACACAGCGUUGAAGGCCACGUGUCCCCCGAGUGGAAUGAAUCAGCAGUUUUCGC
Chara braunii is the source of this 2924-nucleotide messenger RNA. The record is from the annotation of a GenBank genome assembly. Lineage: Eukaryota; Viridiplantae; Streptophyta; Charophyceae; Charales; Characeae.